Molecule: messenger RNA, 1480 nt
Organism: Daktulosphaira vitifoliae (grape phylloxera)
Lineage: Eukaryota; Metazoa; Arthropoda; Insecta; Hemiptera; Phylloxeridae
Product: serpin B4-like
Exons: 7
Coding region: 373-1374 (333 amino acids)
Molecular function (GO): serine-type endopeptidase inhibitor activity
Source: RefSeq, a predicted model, not a curated record
UGGUUCCAAGUUCAUUUUUAAUCAUUUAAUGCUAAUUAGUUAUUUCAUGCAAUGCAGUAUUCAGUUUCAACACUGUAAUCAGUAAUGUUGUAAGAAUAGAUAUCGCCUAUAUAAAACCUUUUUUAGAAGUAAAACAAUUUUCACUACUAUAUUGUUGUUUAUGAUAAAUAAUAGUUCAGUGUUGUUAUUUUUUCACAAUACAGCUAUUUUAUAAACAAAUCAUAAAAAUUGUGACUAAUAUGGCAAUUGCUAUUACUAACAUAGAAUCUCUUCGCUUAGCAAAUAAUGACUUUGCAACAUCAUUAUACUCUUUGACAAUUAAGCAACCAAGAUGGCAAUAUAAUAUUCUCUCCUUUUAGCAUCCAUGUGGUCAUGUUUAUGGCUAGCAUUGGAGCUGCUUCAAAGACAUUUAAUGAAAUGUUCAAUGCACUACAUAUAUCUAAAAACAAUGCUACUGAACUACUAGAGUCAUAUCAAAAUAUUUUGAAAAACUUCAAAGAUCAAGAUGAGAUUAAAAUAGCAACUGGAUUAUUUGCUGACAAUUCAUUCAAAUUAAACCAAAAGUAUUUAAAUAAUAUAAGUAAUUAUCUUCAAGCCACUACAGAAAGACUAAACUUUGCAAGUAGUCCAGAAGAACAACGUCUAUAUAUUAAUAAGUGGAUUUCAAAAAAAACAAAUAAAAAAAUUCAGGAAUUAUUGCCCGCAGAUUCAGUAACUUCUGAUACUGCUUUGGUGUUAGCAAAUGCUGUACAUUUUAAGAGUGGAUGGGAAAUAAAAUUUGAACAAGCUAAAGAUGAACUAUUUUAUUUGACUCCUAAUAAAACAAAAAAAGUUAAUAUGAUGAGCCUUGAAAAUCUUCAGCUUCAAUAUUACCAUGACAAUGAGUUGAAUUAUUCUGCACUUCGUUUAGACUAUUUAGAUUUGAAGUUUAAAAUGGUAAUAUUAUUACCUGAUGCGAUUGAUGGAUUAAGAAACUUAGAAAAUCAUUUAUCCAAGAUUAGAUUUAGUGUACUCUUAGAAAAUAUGGAUACUUUUGAAGUUAGUGUUAAAUUGCCAAGAUUUAAAUUGGAAAAAUCCAUUGAUCUUAAAAAUGUACUAGUUGAACUUGGAUGUUCUUCAAUGUUUUCUGGAGAUGCAAACUUUUCUGAAAUGUAUAAUCGCACUGAGAAACCUUUAUUUGUUAGCAGUGUUAAUCACAAAGCAUACAUUGAUGUUAAUGAGCAAGGAACAGAAGCUGCAGCUUCUACUGGUAUUAUUAUGGAAUUGUAUUCAUCAUUCCAUCAAGUCAAUUUCAUUGCAAAUCAUCCAUUUAUUAUUGCUGUUAUUAGUGACAAGAAUGAUGUCAUAUUUAUGGGAAGAGUUCAAAAUCCUUAAACUUAAGAGACUGCAAACUACAUUUUUUAUUUGAAUAAACUUUGUGUUAUUAUUACAGUAAUAUUAUAUUUAUGUGACAAAUAUAGUUGUAUUUUGUACACUAUAA